UCCACUCGGCGCACCCAAAAAAGAAGAUCGAAACUUCUCUCUUCCUUGCAAUCGGUCCACCGCUUCAGAUCCCCGCAGUAGAAGAGAAGACAUGGCCGAAGAAUGCGCCGAGAGCUCCGUCGCCAUCGCCGCCGCUGGGACCGUGCAGCCGGGCAGCUGGUGGCAAGAUCCCCAUGGAAGCUCUAUAUCUCCUCCUCCUCCUCCUGCAUGGAUUCAUGGUAGCAACCACAACCCAUGGGGCCACCACAACCAAAACCCUAGCUCCAACGACUCCCCCUGUGACGAAGCUGUUUCGAUCUCGUCCUCGGCCUAUACUAACACAUCGAUCCACUCGGGACUGACCGUCGAGUCCUCUGGCCGGUUUCUUGAGUCGACUUCCUCGCCAAACGAGUUGAUUGGGGAGCAUCUUUCUGACCAUCAUCUCUGGAACCAUGUGUUACUAAGUGUCGGAAGCGGCGGAGAUUUACACAGCCACCAGCACGAGGUGCCCGAGAACCUUCUCGAUUCCCUCUCCUCCAAGACCAUGUCAAACCUGAAUAGCUUCGAACCACCAAGUGCAACCUCCUCGUGCAGCAAUUACUUGAAGAAAUCAGGCAACACUUACAACAUUUGGGACUUCCCAAACACCAGCCUCAACGGGUCGACCUUCAUGCAAGGCCAGAGGUUUAGCUCGAAUCAUAAGCUGUCCACAUCCGUCGGCGACUGGUCAAUAGCACCUCCCGACCCGGAAGUCAACCUCCCCUUCGGCUCGAGCCCAAUGUCAUUGAGCUCCUCCUCCACGUGUCACGGUCUGUGCGGGUCGACAAUCUUACGCCCUCAAUAUAGUGGCGAGCUCGAAGCAUCAGUUGGAACAGCACUGUUCAGGAGAUCGCCGAGCGUUUACAGUAGUAACAAUGUUCUUGGAGACGGGUUUGGGCCUACGAACGCGUCGAUCACGGCAGAUAAUGGUAGAUACUACGGCGGAGCAGCUGGUUCCUCGUCCAGAGGCUUCGACGACGACGAUACGUCAUCCUCUUUCAGCAGCAGAAUAGGGAGGCGCUUCAAGACGUUGAAUUUAUCCGACUGUAAGAUCAAGCCUGUGUCGUCUCCCCCGGUAAGGGCCAACAUGAGAGGACAAGGAAAUACAAGUGAGGGCAAAAAGAAAAGAUCAGAAGACGGUUCGGAGACGGUCGCCAAGAAACCAAAGCACGAGAGCGCCGCAGUUUCAUCUUCCAAGAUGCAGGUAACGAAAGUCAAGCUUGGGGACAGGAUUACAGCCCUUCAGCAAAUUGUGUCGCCAUUCGGAAAGACCGACACUGCAUCGGUUCUAAUGGAAGCGAUCGGGUACAUAAAGUUUCUCCAAGAGCAAGUGCGGCUGCUAGUGAGCAACCCCUAUUUGAAGACGAAUCCCCACAAGGAUCCAUGGGGAGCGUUGGAUAGGAUAGAGAAGGGAGAUUUUAGGGUUGAUCUCAAAACCAGAGGACUUUGCUUAGUCCCGGUCUCGUGCACACCUCAAGUCUACCGCGACAACACGGGGUCGGACUACUGGACGCCGCCAUAUCGAGGGGUUCUAUAUAGGUGAAAGAGUCUCGUGCGCAUAUAGGAUAACAGCUUUGAUUAGUCCAUUCCUUAUAGGAUGUAUGCAAUCAAUAAGCUCACUGUGUACUUUGUUAUAAAAUUGGACACCAAAGUGAUGGAAACUUUGAAACUCAAGCUUUGAGUAGUUAAUUGUGGCGCGGUUGUAGCA
Molecule: messenger RNA, 1726 nt
Organism: Rhodamnia argentea
Lineage: Eukaryota; Viridiplantae; Streptophyta; Magnoliopsida; Myrtales; Myrtaceae
Product: transcription factor bHLH111
Exons: 7
Coding region: 92-1561 (489 amino acids)
Biological process (GO): regulation of transcription by RNA polymerase II
Cellular component (GO): nucleus
Molecular function (GO): protein dimerization activity; RNA polymerase II cis-regulatory region sequence-specific DNA binding; DNA-binding transcription factor activity, RNA polymerase II-specific
Source: RefSeq, a predicted model, not a curated record